AUGGCUCCAGCUGCUUAUUCAGAUUUAACAAAAGCUUCAAAUGAUUUAUUAAAUAAAGAUUUUUAUCAUUUAUCAACUGCUGCAGUUGAUGUUAAAACAAUUGCUCCAAAUGGUAUUGCUUUUACUGUUAAAGGUAAAACUACUAAAGAUGAUAAAAUUGCUGCUUCAGUUGAUGCAAAACAUGUUGAUAAAGCAACUGGUUUAACUUUAACUCAAGGUUGGAAUAAUGCUAAUGUUUUAUCAACAAAAAUUGAAUUAUCAGAAUUAUUAACCCCAGGUUUAAAAGGUGAAUUAGAUACUUCAAUUAUUCCAAAUGGUGCAAGAAAUGCAAAAUUAAAUUUUUUCUAUCAACAAUCUGCUGUUAAUGCAAGAUUAUUUUUUGAUUUAUUAAAAGGUCCAAUUGCAACUGCUGAUUUAGUUGUUGCUCAUGAUGGAUUUGUUGCAGGUGCUGAAUUAGGUUAUGAUAUUUCAAGUGCUAAAGUAAAUAAAUAUUCAGUUGGUGUUGGUUAUUCAAAUUUAACUUAUAAUUUAGCUGCUACUGCUACUUCAAAUUUAUCAGUAUUUUCAGCUGCUUAUUAUCAUAGAGUUUCUCCAUUAGUUGAAGUUGGUGCUAAAACUACUUGGGAUUCAGUUAAAUCAUCAAAUGUUAAUGUUGAAUUUGCAACUAAAUAUGCUUUAGAUAGAACUGCUUUUAUUAAAGCUAAAAUUGCUGAUUCUGGUUUAACUGCUUUAUCUUAUACUCAAGAAUUAAGACCAGGUGUUAAAUUAGGUUUAGGUGCUUCAUUUGAUGCUUUAAAAUUAGCUGAACCAGUUCAUAAAUUAGGUGUUUCAUUAUCUUUCACUGCUUAA
Molecule: messenger RNA, 849 nt
Organism: Lodderomyces jiufengensis
Lineage: Eukaryota; Fungi; Ascomycota; Pichiomycetes; Serinales; Debaryomycetaceae
Gene: POR1
Product: porin
Exons: 1
Coding region: 1-849 (282 amino acids)
Biological process (GO): monoatomic anion transmembrane transport
Cellular component (GO): mitochondrial outer membrane
Molecular function (GO): voltage-gated monoatomic anion channel activity
Source: RefSeq, a predicted model, not a curated record